UGUGCGCAUGCGCAUGCCGUGUUGUCAUUCCGCUGGACUCGCACUGCUUCUGACGGGGAAACCGCUGCUGGCUGCAUUCGCCAUGAUGGAUGAUCUGGAGGAGGAUCUGACGUGUUCGGUGUGCUACGCUCUCUUCUCGGACCCCAGAGUGUUGCCCUGCUCGCACACCUUCUGCAGGAGCUGUCUGAAGAAUGUGCUGCAGGUCUCCGUCAGUUUCUCCAUCUGGCGCCCCCUGCGUCUGCCGCUCAAGUGCCCCAGCUGCCGCAGCGUGGUGGAGCUGCCCACUAACGGCGUGGACGCGCUGCCGGUCAACGUCUGCCUGCGGGCCAUCGUGGAGAAGUACCAGCGCGAGCGACCCCCCGCCUGCCCCGAGCACCCGCGCCAGCCUCUCAACGUCUACUGCGUCCAGGACCGCAAGCUCAUCUGCGGCUUCUGUCUGACGGUCGGCCAGCACCAAGGCCACGCCAUCGACGACCUCCAGACGGCCUGCGUGAAGGAACGCGGCGCCCAGAGCCGGCUGACGGAGAGCCUGCGCUGGGAGGAGGUCUGCGGUCUGGCCGAACGCCUGGCGCAGGAGAAAGAACGCAGCCACGCUUUGGUUCAGAAUGACCGCGAGGUCGUGUCACGGUUUUUCCAGGGCCUUGACCUCAUCCUGGCUCAGAAGGAGGAGCGGUUCCUGCAGGCUCUGGACCGGGCGAGCGUGCUGCUAGCCAGCGCUUACGAUCCGCUCAUCCAGCAGGUGAAGGACAUGCAGGAGCAGCACAGCGAGCUGCUGUCCCUCAUACAAGUAAACUACAUUACCCAUGAUGCCGGCUUCCCACAGUUCCAUAGACUUACUCUUGAGUAG
Sinocyclocheilus grahami is the source of this 847-nucleotide messenger RNA. It is a transcript of the gene trim59, whose product is annotated as tripartite motif containing 59. The transcript is spliced from 3 exons. Gene Ontology annotation, molecular function: zinc ion binding; ubiquitin protein ligase activity. Lineage: Eukaryota; Metazoa; Chordata; Actinopteri; Cypriniformes; Cyprinidae. The record is from RefSeq and is a predicted model, not a curated record. Gene Ontology annotation, biological process: protein monoubiquitination. The coding region runs from base 8 to 847 and encodes 279 amino acids.